AUAGAGGCUGUUCAAUGACUGUGUAUACACAACAGUGCAUAACACUGUGUAACAUACUACAGUACAAGGGGAAAAUAACGGCUUCACAUUAGCUGACAGCCUGAUUGAAGUAUAUCAAAUUUUGUGUGUUUGUGUGUUUAAUCAUAAUAAGUCAGUCAUGAGACGAAUGGAGAUUUAUCAUGACCUAGAAAAUUCGGAGUUAGACGACGUUUUUCCACCGACAAACUCUGUGAGUUCCGAGAUGGAUUCUAGUACAGUUAAAAGUGUUGGUGUUAUUGAACAACUAUUGCAAAGUCAAUGUGGAAAUGGUUCAGGUGAUCUUACAGAUACAAGGGGACACCUCGGACAGACCUCCUUGGAGAGUCUUCACUCUAAUGUUACCAGAUCACGAUCUUUUAAAACAAAAAAUAGCUCAUUCUUCAGUUUGGGACGGUCACUGUCACUAAAACGGGAACCAGGAACAGGGCGUGUGUUCAGUUUUGAUGUUGAGAAUGGUACGGGUCCCGGCGGCCAUGGCCUCGAGGGUUCCAGCCCAUCAGGGAAUCGUCUGGUACUACAAAACCUUCCUCAACGCCGAGAAUCCUUCCUCUAUCGCUCCGACAGUGACUUUGACAUAUCUCCCAAGUCUGUAUCGCGGCAUUCCUCCAUGCAAAGUGAAAUACAUGCUGACGAUUUGAUUGUCACACCGUUUGCUCAGAUCCUGGCCAGUCUUCGGAGUGUCCGCAACAACUACAUCACACUCACAAACAUCCAAGUUUCUAGAGAAAGGACGAGAGGCAGUGCCGCUACAAGUAACAGUCCACACAAUGCUCAUAAUAAAACGUCCCAAACCAACUGUCAAAACUCUUCCCAGAACAACAAACUGGCAGAUGAGAACUACACCAAACUGGCCAUGGAUACCUUAGAAGAGCUAGACUGGUGUCUUGACCAGUUAGAAACCAUCCAAACUCAUCGGUCAGUUAGUGACAUGGCGUCUAGCAAGUUUAAACGGAUGUUGAAUCGAGAAUUGAGUCAUUUUGCAGAGUCUAGCAAGUCAGGAAACCAAAUAGCGGAAUAUAUCUGUAGCACAUAUCUAGAUAAGCAACAGGAACUGGAUUUACCGACAUUCAAGGUAGAAGACCAUAAGGAUCAGCCAAUCAGAGAGGAGAAAGAGGUAACGCCAGACUCCGAACGAAGGCCGAUGACAAAAAUAACAGGUGUCCGCAAAUUAAAGCAUGCCAACAGUUUCACAGGAAUUGUACCGAAGUUUGGUGUGGAGACAGCUCACCAGGAGGACCUUGGUCAGUAUCUUGAGGACAUAAAUAAAUGGGGCAUUGACCUUUUCAAAAUAUCCGACUUAUCCAACAAACAACCUCUAACCUGUGUUACAUACAUGAUAUUCCAGGAACGAAAUUUAAUGAAAACCUUUCAGAUCCCUAACACUACCCUAGUCACAUAUUUAAUGCAUCUUGAAGAUCAUUACCACGCAGACGUACCCUACCAUAAUUCCAUGCAUGCAGCAGAUGUUGUGCAAUCUACGCAUGUUCUUCUUUCAUCACAAGCUCUUGAGAAUGUGUUCACAGAUUUAGAAGUCCUUGCAGCCAUAUUUGCAUGUGCAAUGCAUGAUGUUGAUCAUCCUGGUUUAACGAACCAGUACCUUGUUAACACUAGUUCAGAACUUGCCCUCAUGUACAACGACGAAUCUGUCCUGGAAAAUCAUCACCUGGCUGUAGCGUUCAAACUCCUGCAGGAAGAAAACUGUGACAUUCUCUUUAACCUAACUGGCAAGCAGCGACAAACCCUACGUAAAAUGGUCAUUGACAUGGUUUUGGCUACGGAUAUGUCUAAACACAUGAGCUUGCUGGCUGACUUAAAGACAAUGGUGGAAACAAAGAAAGUGGCAGGCUCUGGUGUUCUUCUACUGGACAACUACUCUGACAGAAUACAGGUGUUACAGAACAUGGUUCACUGCUCUGACCUCAGUAACCCCACCAAGCCUCUCCAGAUGUACAAGAUGUGGGUGGAUCGAAUCAUGCAGGAAUUUUUCCUGCAGGGAGACCUUGAACGGGAAAAAGGUCUGGACAUCAGCCCCAUGUGUGAUAGACAUACAGCCACCAUUGAGAAAACACAGGUGAGCUUUAUUGACUAUAUCGUCCAUCCUCUAUGGGAGACCUGGGCAGACCUCGUGUUUCCAGAUGCUCAAGAAAUUCUCGACACGUUGGAGGACAACCGGGACUGGUACAUGCGGAUGAUUCCCAUCAGUCCGUCAUCAAGCUUCUGUUCUUCCCGGGAUAAAGAAGAGGAAACACGCUUUCAAUUUGAUCUGGAGGAGGACAGAGAUACGCUGAGUCAGGAGUCCGACGGGGACACCCCAGUGACGAUAAAAUUUCCCAGUAGUGCUACAAAUACUGGAGCCAGUUCAAAAUGACAGAAAAAUGUGUGUGUUACCGUGACAACAUUCAUCUUGUGAUAAAAUGGCUGAUUGAUCCCGCAGGUGUUGAUAGCUUGUUGGGGUGAAUUGGUCAACCCCCUCCAUAGACUGGAGAUAGUAUUCAUCCAGAGGAUGCAUGUUUAAUCCUCGACAGAUAAGGUGACUUAUCGGGACUGUUAAUACAAAAUGCCGAAUGCCAUUUGGUUAUGGCUGGUCCCCCAAAGCUUCCUUUGUCCGAUCGUGAUAGUGAUCACGAAAAAACACAACAGUCUAAAUGUUUGUUUUGAAACAUUCGUUAGAUCUCAGUAAGUUGUUACUCUUUUUAUUUUUCAUGUUUUAAAAACAGAAUGCUGAAACCUGAAUGAAUCUCGGUGCCAAGACAUUAUUACGUAAAUUAUUUAACCUUGAGUCAACACCCUUGGCCAAGGUCAUGCCAUGUCCCAGUAUGUCAGCUACUGAGUAUGUCAUACUAACAUUAAGGCCAUUUGAUAUUAAACUCUCCAGGGUAUUGUGUUUGGCAUGCAGGAGCUAGGCAUCAGGAUUGAUUGACAGAAGGUAUAUGUUCCAGUCAGCUUUGUGACGGAGUCUUAUCUGCUGGUUUCGUUUUGCUACUUACCUCUGAUAAAAAUCAUGAAUGAAGUGGACAUCUUGUAACUUUGGACGCGUAGUCGUUGACGAUGGACGCGUAGCUGUUGACGAUGAAGGUUUUGCAUCUUGCUCUUUGGGAAUGUCUGUUUGAAUGUGCUUUCCUGUGAAGUAACAAUUCCAUUGGCAGAGCAACAUUUCAUGAGCGCACAUAUAUUUGCAUAUCUGAGACGUGAAAACAUAUUUCUGGAGAAAACCACUCCAGGAAGUGGUCCCCAUGGUAACCUGUUCGAAAUCGUCCUUAGGCCGGUACUAGUGAACGAUUGUGGAUGGAAUUCCUUGAAGGGUUGUAACAUUAUGUGUGAUUUGACUUUUUUUGUUGAUUGUAACACUGACAGCCAUAUAGUACUUUAAAUGUCAGAGGUUACAAAGGACUUUGUCAAAAUAUAUUUGUGAGCAAUUCAGGGCUUGCCUGUCGAACUACUUAGCACGCACGCUUACAGAGUGAUGUUUAUUUAUCGAGAGACAUUUCAAGGCUUAGUGUGAAGAAUGAGAAAUGAAGACUGAAUGUUUCUCAAGGAAACGAAGUGGAGAAUAAACAAUACUCGUACUGAUUGUUUCUUACUGACGCGUGUUCUGUUAUGAUUUGAUAACUACAUCCCUCCAUGUAGGAUCAUUAUUUAAAUGCCAUGUUGACUGAAUCAACAAAUUGUUAUUUUCUACACCUCAUGGUAGAAUGUAGAUUUGUUUUCUAUACAUUCAAUUUGUUCCUUGUAGAUUUUUUUUUCUUCAAGUUUACACAAUCUACACUCAUUAACAUUGGUUCAUUACUAAAUCUGUUCCAACAUUAUUUAAAUGUUGAACUGUUUACAACAUUAUUAUCAUUAUGAAAUUUGUUAAAAUUUUCAUGACGAUUGGCCAGCUGUGCUUUUUGUGAUUUUGUAGAGCUCUGUGAUUUUACAGCCUAUAAUCUUCCCUGAACCCCCAAUUCGUCGGUAGGAAAUCAGGUAUGCUUUUGGACUUAAGGGUUGAAAGGGCUAGAAUAAACUGAGUCCAAGUUACACGGAAACCUGUCUUCUGUGUGAACUCACAUGCUUUGUUAGUCGGUCAAAGAAACUUAAUGUUUGCAGUAUAUUUAUAUCGAAACUUGAGGGGAUUCUUUUUAAGUAAAAGUGUUGAAAGUGUGAAUUGUGAAGGUAUAAAUUCAUCAGUUGAAAACCUGAACACUUGAAAUUUGGCAAGACAUUUUGAAUGAAAGUAUAUACGAUUUGUACUUUCCCCAUCUUUUCUUUAGGUUGUCGGUUUUAUCACUGGCUACAGUAUCAGUACCGAUGGCCAUUGGUUAACUGGGUAUAUUUGUUCAAGAUCAAUACUCAAUAAUGUGCAUAGAUAAUUAGUACUAAAUAUAUGAUGUAAUUUUUUUGUCUUUAGCAAUAUUAGAGUUCAAAUUUUCCAGCAAAUAAUUCUUGGAAUAAUGAUAUUAAAAAAGACACUAGGUACUGAUAUAAGAUGUAAUCUGUAGAAGGUGACAAUAAGAUCUUUGUGUGAGAGUAGGAGACAGGUUUGCCCGUAUACACUCAGUUUACUGUUAUAUCAUUGGCUAAGUUAUUACAGAUACUUGUUGAGAUUUUCUGGAAAUAUUAUACAUUAAGAAUUAUAUAUAUUAUUAUGAAUAAAGUGGAAUAAGUUCAAAGUAA
Molecule: messenger RNA, 4692 nt
Organism: Pecten maximus
Lineage: Eukaryota; Metazoa; Mollusca; Bivalvia; Pectinida; Pectinidae
Product: cAMP-specific 3',5'-cyclic phosphodiesterase 4C-like
Exons: 14
Coding region: 158-2407 (749 amino acids)
Biological process (GO): signal transduction
Cellular component (GO): perinuclear region of cytoplasm; nucleus; cytosol
Molecular function (GO): 3',5'-cyclic-AMP phosphodiesterase activity
Source: RefSeq, a predicted model, not a curated record